Molecule: messenger RNA, 1294 nt
Organism: Nilaparvata lugens (brown planthopper)
Lineage: Eukaryota; Metazoa; Arthropoda; Insecta; Hemiptera; Delphacidae
Gene: ClpP
Product: ATP-dependent Clp protease proteolytic subunit
Exons: 4
Coding region: 443-1165 (240 amino acids)
Biological process (GO): protein quality control for misfolded or incompletely synthesized proteins
Cellular component (GO): endopeptidase Clp complex
Molecular function (GO): ATP-dependent peptidase activity; serine-type endopeptidase activity; ATPase binding
Source: RefSeq, a predicted model, not a curated record
GGCAGUUACAAGACAGAGGCUCGGCAACGUUUUUCUCCCAUCUCUCUUCGCUGCCAUUAUAACGUGGACCUCACUAUAGUUUACUGCUUUGUUUAGGUUGGCAGAAAAUUAAGGAUCGAUUCUCAAACCACUGCUUAACAGAAUACUAUAAUAUUAUAGUAUCUCCAGAUUUUAUUUUGAGCUCAAUGAUUGCCGGUUGUUCGCGUCAGCUGAUUGCCGUUGCCUUGCCUUUGCGACUUUUGUGUUUGUGUUGCUUCGGCUCUUCUUCAGCUUUGUUUUGCAUUUGCUGUAGUGUAAUGUGAAGUAAAAUGUACAAAUAAUAAUUAUUUAAAAACGACAGAUAAAUUUUGAUAAAUGUUUCCUUGCUAUUCAGUGAAUGCUUGAAAACUUUUAAAAUAACAUUUCAUUAUUGAACUUUCGAUAAUACUUUUGUAAUUUUAAUAUGAUACGCUCGGUUAUCAAAUUGAAGCCAUGCUUGUCAGGGAGCAUAGGCCGGCUGCUCCAUUCUAGCUGCUCGCAAAUGAUGCCACUUAUUCCAAUGGUGGUCGAACAAACCGGACGAGGCGAGCAGGCUUAUGACAUUUAUUCCAGAUUAUUGAAGGAAAGAAUUAUUUGUCUCAUGGGCCCAGUUAAUGAUGAUGUCUCCUCAUUGGUAAUAGCGCAACUACUGUUUCUACAAUCAGAAAGUAGUAAGAAGCCGAUUCAUCUUUAUAUAAACAGCCCGGGAGGCAGCGUGACGGCAGGGCUGGGCAUCUACGACACGAUGCAGUACGUGUUGCCGCCGAUCGCGACCUGGUGCGUGGGCCAGGCCUGUUCGAUGGCCAGCCUGCUGCUGGCGGCCGGCGCACCGGGCAUGCGCAACUCUCUGCCCAACUCGCGCAUCAUGAUCCACCAGCCGUCGGGUGGCGUGCAGGGUCAGGCCACCGACAUCCAGAUCCAGGCCGAGGAGAUCAUCAAGCUCAAGAAGCAGAUCAACCAGCUCUACGUGAAGCACACCGGCCUCGCCCUCCACGUCAUCGAGCAGAACAUGGAGCGCGACAAGUUCAUGUCGCCCGACGAGGCCAAGAGUUUCGGCAUCAUCGACUCCAUCCUCGACCAUCCGCCCAAAGUGGUCGACAAGCCCGAAGAAAACGCUACGAAAAAAGAGGAGGCUAGCGCAAAUUAGGUGACUUGUUAUUGUUGUUGAUUUUUAUAUUUUUAUCGAAUAGUUUGAAACACACGUUGCGGUCGUAUUUAUGAUUCAUUUUGUAAAAUUUAAAAACGUUAGUCAUUACAACAUUUUUUUUAAAACUUG